Messenger RNA from Cantharellus anzutake, 451 nucleotides. RefSeq lists its product as uncharacterized. Bases 163 to 390 code for a protein of 75 amino acids. The transcript has a single exon. The record is from RefSeq and is a predicted model, not a curated record. NCBI's taxonomy places the organism in Eukaryota, Fungi, Basidiomycota, Agaricomycetes, Cantharellales, Hydnaceae.
CUGAGAGGUGACCACUGACUUGAAGUCGCCAAGCAUCCCUCCGACAAAAGUUGAGCGUGGAACCAGAGUCCGGGUUCUUGAGCAUGCGGACGCAGUUACACGAGCCGUGAUGGCCUGUUUCCCACGGUCACGCAGGCCAGGCAAGGAUGAGUUGACUCUAUUAUGAACCCAUUAGCCACUAGAAAUGGCUGCUGCGCAGCCUUGACCUUGCUUGUGACUAGGCUUUUCUUUCUUUUUUUUGGUGGAACCCCCGUAGCUUUCGCGGGCAAGAUUGCCUGGGGGUUUGUGGGGGAAGGCUGGACCUUCCGUGGAGGUGAGGUCGAUGCAUCUGUGUUAGUGCAGAGAUUGCCACCUCAGGUGGGGUCGGCAAACCAGGUUAGAGCCUGGUGACGCUUACAUAAGCAAUAUUUGUUUCAAUCCUGGCCUGUCAGGGCAAUAGCCCCGAACCCCG